GGACCAUCUAUAUAUACCAUUGCAAGUCUCACGUGGUGGCAUCUCACCAAAGAUGGCAGCAAAAACUGAAAAUUAUACAUCAAACGUGGAGGCUGGUUGGGUGGAAAGAUAUCUCGAGGGGAGCCGUAUCAUUGCUCCAGCUGGGCAGAAAGAGGGGUGAGAGUAGGAGUGCAGGAAAUGCUGUCUGCUAACCUUGGUAAAAGAAUUAAAGAAAAAGGAAAUCUCAUGCCACUGGAUUAAUGAGUCUGAUCAUAAGAACCUUUAAGCACAGGGACAGGAACAAGUGGGAGAAAGGAUUUCUAGCAUCUGCAGGUUUUUUUUGUUUUGUAUCAUUUUUCCAAUGCAACUUUGUUUCUUGUGUUUCGUUGACGAAAUCACACAGGAGGAUGGCUUGGUUGCCAUUCGCGGUCACGGUACCGCUCUGUCCCUUUCCUAGAGGCUGAACGCUGUCUGCCCUGUGGGAUCCGUGCCCAUGCGAGGACGUCAGGGAAUGGGGAGGGCCGCCGAUGGAGAGUCCGGCUGCGGCGUUCACCGAGCCAAUGUCCCUGCAUACCGCUCGCAGCCUGGUGCGGGACAUCAGGGUCAAUGUGCUAGAGUGCAAAGUCUGCUUCGAGUACUACGGCGACAGUGCGGCGCACCGACCCUGCGUGCUGCCGUGCGGGCACGCCGUGUGCCGCCAUUGCGCCCGGGCACUGGCCCGGGCCGGGGAACUACAGUGUCCGUUCUGUCGGCGCUGCGGGCCGCCGUCGCUGGUCGCCGACUGCCUGCCCCUGCUGCAGCUCGCGGAGCUGCUGGGCCCGGAGCAUGAGAGUGGCGGCGGCAACGGGCCAUAUUCCCUCUCACAGCCCCGGCUGACGGCAGUAUAUGGGGGCUGGGGCCAGUUACUCAACCCCAGGGCGCUGGCCGUGUGCUCCGGGCUGCUGGCGGUGGCUAAUGACGGCUCCCGGCCGGUGCGGCUGUGGGAUCGCGGCGGGCGCUGGCUGGACGCCGAGACCGCGGGCCUGGUGUACCCGCUGGGCGUGGCGCUGGCCGGCGGUGGGCGGCUGCUGGUGGUGACGGACGGCGGCGACUUGUCGCUCAAAGUGUUCGCUCUGGGGGACGGCCGGAGCCCGGCGGCCGUCCGGGGCGGCUUCGGCCUCCCGUGGGGGGUGGCCGCUGGUCCAGGCACCGGCCAGGUGGCGCUGACGGACGCUGGGCGAGGCUCCUUGCUGCUGCUGAGCCUGCGGCUGCCCGGCGGCGCACUACUGGGCACCGAGAGCGUGUGCGAGGGGCUGCGCUGCCCCCGGGAGGUGGCCGUGUGCCCGCGGCACGGCUGCAUCCACGUGGUGGAGCACCUUUUGCCGCCGGGAUCCGCCGCCGUUCGCCUCAAGACCUUCAACAGCCGCUGCCAACUGAUCCGCCAGCUUGACAGCACCGGCUUCAGCCCGGCCGCCCGCAUCCCCGCCGGACUCUCCGCCAUCGCCGUGGACGGCGAGGGCAACGUGCUGAUCGCCGACGGGCUGGGUGGCACGGUGGGUCGUAUAGGUGUUCCUGGAGCCCAGGUGUACAGCAUCCUCGUGGACCGGGGGCUGAUCCGCCCAGCGGGGCUGGCGUGCACCGCAGACGGCGAGCUGAUGGUGCUGGACGGCGGAGACCACACGUGGAAGGUGUACGCCGCUCUCGAUCUCCCCACGCCUCCCGCUGGAGAGCUGCCCUGACGAUAUCCCGCCUUCGCUGUAUUUAUUGUUGUAUUUAUUAUUACCAUGUAUACCGUUUACUCUGUGGAGCUUCACGUAAGCAAGGAAUUUCGUUACACCCUGGUGCAUAUGACAAUAAUCUAAUCUGAAUCUGCAGCCCGGUGCUAUCGAACCGAAUUUUGACUGCUGUAAAAUUUUCUUAUGAACUGGAACACUUUAAUUUAUUUGAAUUGUGGUGCAUCUAUCUGUAAUGCCAUUCAAGAAACCUUUAAGAUACAACAAAGGAAUCUAGGUUUUGACUUGACACUUUGCAGAGAUUGCAGUGUUUAUCCAAACGUGGUGGUAUGUGGGACAAACAUACACGUGUCAUUCUCAAUAUUC
This is a messenger RNA of Pristis pectinata (smalltooth sawfish), 2057 nucleotides long. Its product is annotated as E3 ubiquitin-protein ligase NHLRC1-like. Gene Ontology annotation, biological process: proteasome-mediated ubiquitin-dependent protein catabolic process; protein polyubiquitination; negative regulation of translation. Gene Ontology annotation, molecular function: translation repressor activity; ubiquitin protein ligase activity. Bases 507 to 1697 code for a protein of 396 amino acids. The transcript has 2 exons. The record is from RefSeq and is a predicted model, not a curated record. Lineage: Eukaryota; Metazoa; Chordata; Chondrichthyes; Rhinopristiformes; Pristidae.